ACACUAAUGCAGGGAGAUACAACUGUUACUCAUACAACUCUGCUGGUUGGACAGAGCGAAGUGAUACCCUGGAGCUGGUGGUGACAGGUGUUCACCAUGGUAAACCUACUCUGUCAGCUUUGCCCAGCCCUGUGGUGACCCCAGGUGGGAAUGUGACCCUUAAGUGUGUCUCAUCUAAAGGAUAUGAUUGGUUCAUUUUGACUGGGGCAGAUCAAAAUUUCUCCAGGUCCCUAAAGGCACAGCUUACACACACUGGACAGGCCCUAGCUCUGUUUCCUGAGAUCACCUUGGCAUCCAGCAAGAGUGGGCCCUUCAGAUGUUAUGGAUACUAUACAAAUACCUCUCAUGUGUGGUCAGAGUCCAGUGACCCUUUGGAGAUACAUGUCUCAGGACUGUCAAAGAAGCCCUCCCUGCUCACUCACAAAGGCCCUGUCCUGGCCCCUGGAGAGAACCUGAUCCUUAAGUGUUCCUCUGAGAUAAGUUAUGACAGAUUUGCUCUGUUUAAGAAGGGGGAAAGUGGCUUCACCCAGGUCUCUGUCCAUCAGUCUCAGGAUGGACAUUUUCAUGCCAAUUUCACCUUAGGCUCUGUGCAUUCCUCCAUUGGUGGUCAGUAUAGAUGUCUUGGUGCACACAGUACCUUUGAGUGGUCAGCCCCCAGUGAUGAUCCUCUGGACAUCCUGAUCACAGGGUACCCUGUUGCUAUACCAAAUUUCUCUGUGCAUCCAGGCACUACUGUGUCCUUAGGAGAGAAUGUGACCCUGCAGUGUCAAUCAUCAGUCCCAGUGGAUACUUUCCUUCUGUUCAAGGAAGGUGCAGCCCAUCCCUAUUUGCAUCAAAAAUCACAGUCUCAAAACCAGGCAGAAUUCUCCAUGAGGCUGACUUCAGCUCUUAAGGGUUCCUAUGUAUGCUGUGAUUCCCAAAGCUCAUCCCCUUACCUGUUGUCACACCCCAGUGUCCCUGUGGAGAUCAUAGUUUCAGGAGUGCAAAUUGCAUGGUUCCAUUCUCACAGCCUCAAGAUCACAAACAUCAUUCGGAUGGGCAUUUCUGGUUUGAUUCUCACAGUACUUGGGAUUUUGCUGUUUGGGGCUUGCCACAGCCAGAGAAGACCUUGAUUGCAUCCAAGAAGUGAAGACGAGAGAUGCCCACAGG
Messenger RNA from Microtus ochrogaster (prairie vole), 1149 nucleotides. Its product is annotated as leukocyte immunoglobulin-like receptor subfamily A member 6. The record is from RefSeq and is a predicted model, not a curated record. NCBI's taxonomy places the organism in Eukaryota, Metazoa, Chordata, Mammalia, Rodentia, Cricetidae.